AUGAUCAUUGCACGUCUUAGAUCAAGAGGUGAAGUUGUACUUGCUGUCGCAACAUCAGGUAUCGCAUCACUGUUGCUUCCAUCUGGUAUGACUGCACACUCCAGAUUUAAAAUCCCAUUAGAACUAACUGAAGAGUCCAUCUAUUACAUAAAGAAGAAGUCAAACCUAUGUAAUUUUCUUUUGCAAACCACUCUAAUAAUAUGGGACGAGGCUCCAAUGAGUGAUCGCAAAUAUUUUGAAUCCAUGGAUAAGAUACUUAAGGAUUUAACAUCAAUCACUUCACAAUAUUUUGGCGAAAAAUCAGUUUUACUAGGAGGCGACUUCAGGCAAACAUUACCAGUAAAACCUAAAAGAACAAAAGCUGAGGUUAUUGCGGCUUGCAUAUCCAAUUCAUACUUAUGGAAACAUCUUACUGUGUAUAGGCUCACUGAAAACAUGCGUAUAGAAUCUCUUUCAACAACCUCAACCAUAGGAGCACAGUUGCAAAAUUUUUCAGAAUGGCUCCAAAGAAUAGGGGACGGGAAGGAAGGUCUCUUCGUGGAUUUUGCAGAAUCUGACAUCAGAAAGAUAGAAAUACCACCCGAGUUCAUACUGAAGGAGCCGAAUGAUGGCCUUCAAAAUCUGAUUUCUUUCAUCUAUGAUGCUCAACUACUAGCAAACCCAUCACCAGCUGCAAUAUCAGAGCGUGCUAUUAUAUGCCCAAAGAACGACACAGUUUACGAGAUAAAUGACUUAGUUGAUGCAAUGCCACCUGGGGAAUGCACCUCAUAUUUUAGCACUGAUUCAAUGGUUCCACAUUCAAAGAUUGGGAGCGAGAUAGAUGCUAUGUACGCACCUGAAUACUUAAAUGUGCUUAAUUUCAAUGGGAAUGGGGAUCUAGGCUUUUGUGAAAGAAAAGCUGCAAAACUCUUGACUGAAAACUACGCCUACAAACAUGCUAUCGAAUAA
This is a messenger RNA of Helianthus annuus (common sunflower), 948 nucleotides long. RefSeq lists its product as uncharacterized. Lineage: Eukaryota; Viridiplantae; Streptophyta; Magnoliopsida; Asterales; Asteraceae. Gene Ontology annotation, biological process: DNA repair; telomere maintenance. Bases 1 to 948 code for a protein of 315 amino acids. The record is from RefSeq and is a predicted model, not a curated record. The transcript is spliced from 2 exons. Gene Ontology annotation, molecular function: DNA helicase activity.